AUGAAUGUAAUAGAGGAAGAAGAUGAAGAUUAUUAUAAAUCCAUUAUGAUAUCUAAAUCAACAAAAGAUGAAAAUAGUAGUAGUAGUGGUAGUAAAGAUAAAAUAACAAAAACAGAUAUAUUGUCGUUGCUAGAUUCAAUAGAGACUUUUUCAACAUCAGCACCGACACCACCAACAAAUACUACUUCUAUUGUAUCGACGUCGACGACACUUAACAAUAGUAACAAUAGUAACAAUAGCAACAACAACAACAACAACAACAAUAUAAAUAGUAGUAACAAAAAGUUGAUAGUUCCAACACUACCAUUGAGUACUCUAAAUAAGACCGAUCAUAUCAUGUUAAGCAAUAGCAAUAGUAACAAUAGCAAUAGCAGUCCAAAUAACAAUAACAAUAACAAUAGUACUGGCAACAGUAAAAGCAAUCCUACAUCGACAACAUCAACAAUAACUGCAUCAUCUUCAACAACAUCACCAGCUAUCAAUGGUUUAACAUCGACUACUAUUUUAUCGUCUUUGUCUUUGGAUCUAUCUCAAUUGGAAACACUGAAAAACAACAGUAAUGUCAAUGGAAAUAUAAGUGGUCAUAAUAGUAAUAAUAAUAGUAAUAGAAGUAAUCAUAGUAGUAGUAGUAUAUCACCUAAAACAAUAAGCAACAAUCAUCACCAUCAUAAUAGUAGUACUGCUUCUCCUAAACAAAGUAGUAGUAAUAACUCACCUAAAUCAUCGAGAACCUCACCUAAAUCACUGUCACCUAAAUCACCAAAAUCAUCGUCGUCGUCGUCGUCAAAUAAUAAUUUAUCAUCAUCAACUUCAUCUUUAUCGUCAAUGUCAUCUAUAUCAUCUUUAUCAUCGACUUCCACCUCUUCAAAUAAUCUUGCGGCAUCAUCAACAUCAACUACGACAACGACAACCUCAUUAAAGUCCUCUAAAAAACCAAAUCUCUAUGUAAACACAAGCUUUACGAAUCACGCUGUCGUAGAGCCAUAUCCACUGUCGUCAAGCGAAUUGUCACCACCAGCAUCAUCAUCAUCAUCAUCGUCCGGUGGCGGAAGUAGUCGUGGCAGCUCAAAAGGAGCCAUCAGUAACGCCAACAAGUCGAAAACACUCAAUGAGAAGACACUACGCGAGCUCAAGCGAACCAGCAGCAAUCAAAGUCACCAGUCUUUCAAUGACGAUGCCACUACAUCCGAGUCGGCUGGCGGCGGUGACUUUACACCACGAUCGAUCUCACCCACGACAUCUCCAACUUCCACACCCUCAUCACCGUUGUUUGCACCACAAUUCCCUGGCACUAUUUGGGUAUCUGGCGAGUCUCCAGCACGACGUCUACGCGUCAGAUCGGCAACCACAUCGAGCUAUCAAGACUCACUGUCAUCACGACUGUUCUCACCACAAAUUACACCUAGCAUACUGGCGCCACCACUUACCGACAGAUCCAGUCGCGAUUCAUCACUCUCUGAUAGAGAGAACAGCAGAUCUUCAAAGGACAGUUCAUUCGGAUCCUCUUACAACACUGGAAGUGUGACACACAGAGACUACAGUGGCGGCAGCAGCAGCGGCAACAACAGCAACUCGUACAACAAUGGAAAGAACAAAAAGCUGCUGAUUGCAAAGUUUCUCUCGAAAUCAAACAGCUCCACCAACGUACCGAGUAUCACCAGUUUGAACAGCGCCACUUCUACUCCUCUCAAUAGUAGUAGUCCCGGUGGAAUUGGUGGUGCCAGCGGUGGUGUCCACAAGUACAGCUUCGAAUCCAACUAUAUCCUGCCGGCGUCUAGCAAGGAGUCACUGACAGCACUCAUGAAAGACAAGAUUGGAUUCGAACUGUUUAAAGCGUUCUGUGAGCGUGAGCACUCACUCUCGAAUCUCUUGUUCCUAGAGGAAGUGGAACUGUUCCAACUGGGUACAUCAAACGAUUCAUCUGUCAUAAUAGAUGAAUCCAAUAAAAUCAUUUCUCGAUUCUUACAGCCAGCUGCUGAUGAGGAAUUAGCAGUCGAUUCUGGUGAAGUAAAUCAGAUUCAAACAUGUAUAAAGCAAUAUCAACAACAACAUCAUAAUAAUAAUAAUCAUAAUAGUCAAACCAAUAGUAAUACUACUAAUGGUAAUACAACACCCGAUGGAACAACAACAACAACAACCUUUGUUCCACCCUCACCAACAUCACCUUUGGGUUUUAUCUGUUUGGAGCAACCUUUGCAACGACAGUUAGACCGGUCUCUCUUUGAUAAAGUAUAUCGUAUGAUCAAAGAAGACGUUUCUUUGGAUUCGUUCAAGCGAUUCUGUCAUAUGUACCAACCAACCAUCUCCAAUUCCGGACCUGUCCAAACACCAACGAUGACAUCGGCAGCACUCGCCGUACCCAUUUCAAGUAAUAGCUGGAGUGGUAUCGGUACAUCGCCAAUGCAUUCGCCAUCCUCUACACCAUCACCUUCAUCAUCACCACCUUUUGACAUAUCAUCAUCAUCACAUCCAAUACCCUUUCCAAACAACUCACCGGCAUCACCACGUCUCCCACUAUCACCGCAAACUCCACACUCGCCACACUCUAGUGUUUCACCAUUUGGUGACCACAGCAGUGCCAGUCGUCCAAAUGCACUUCCAAAUCUCUCUGGUCAUCACAACAGUAGUAGCAGUAGUAGUAGUGGCAGCAGCAGUAAAGAUCAACCGACAAAUCAUCACCAUAGUCACCUUACUGGAGUGACAUCACCUCCUCUCUCACCAAGAAUUUCAAUGAUUAAACCACAUUUCCUCAAGGAAACAAGAGCAUCUUCACUAUCGUCAGCAUCUUCUCCUCUGUCGAUGUCAACCGGUGUCGAUGAAAGCAUAGUCCUCAAACAACAAUUCACCGCCACAAACAAUAACAACAACAAUAACAUCAACAACAAUAAUAACAAUAACAAUAACAACAACCACAACCACAAUAAUGAAGAUGUUCCAUAUGGUUUGGCAUUUGGUUACAAACGUGGUAGCUGCAAAGCACCUUGUGAUUGUGUAGCUUAUAAACCCGAGGGUGAUAAUGGUGGUGCCUGUCUUAACUGUGGACACUAUCCAGCGAUGCACGCAAAUCUUGGCAUGAUCGGCAACACGACACCACCUGCUAACGGAAUUUCCAACGAUAUCUUUGGCAGUGGAGCAGCAACUGCCGACAGUGAUUCCAAGAACAAAACAGACUCUAUUGUCUAUCUCCAAAAGAUCAUUUCCGGAAAUCUAUCGAAUUCAACAUCAAUCGAAAACAGCCCAACAGGAGAUUCACUACUACAGAACAACAGCAAUAACAAUAAUAAUAAUAAUAAUAAUAACAACAACCAUUCUUUUGAUAUCGAUAUGGAAUCGCUGAAUAACAAUAACAACAAUACCGGUGGUGAUCAAGAAAACCUCAACAACCAUCAUGAGAAUAGCAACAAUGAACCAGUUGAGCAACCAGAGUCACCCGUUUCCAAUCCGCAAACAGCCAACUAUCUACAGGACUUGGAUCGUAAAUUCCUUACCAAUUUCAAUAAUUGGACGAUCGAUGGUGAUGAGAUUGUAUUCUCCAAUAAACUCGGUGAAGGUACAUCGGCAAAGGUGUACAUGGCCACCUGGAGAAAUCAAGAGGUUGCCGUCAAGAUCUUGAAGAGCACACCAGAGCAUCAAAAACUCUUGGACUUUUUGAAGGAGCUCGAGAUUAUGAGUUCUCUGCGUUCGCCACACGUUGUCUAUUUCUACGGUAUGGUCGUCCAACCAAAGAUCUGUAUGAUCAUGGAGUACUGUUCCAAUCAGACCCUCUACAAUCUGAUGCACACCACCAUGGAUUUCACGUGGGACUGGGUAUUGAAGUUUGCCAUUGAGAUGGUCAAAGGUGUCAAGUGUCUGCACAACUGGAAGCCUGUCAUUGUCCACCGUGACUUGAAGUCACUGAACUUACUGGUAUCCGAUAACUGGACCAUCAAAGUAGCCGACUUUGGUCUGAGUAGAUUCGCCACUGGCAAAUCACAGUCUUCAUUAAGAAAAACACGUGGUACCUACGCUUAUUGUGCACCGGAAGUAUAUAUGGGAGAGUUCACUGAAAAAGGAGAUAUCUUUUCAAUUGCAAUUAUUUUGUGGGAAUUGGUUGUUAGAUGUAUGAAAGCAAAAUAUGAGAGACCUUACUCUGAAUUUAAACAUAUUCAAUAUGAUUUCCAAAUUCUAAUUCAAACGUCCAAACAUAAUUUAAGACCUACCAUUCCAGCAAACUGUCCAGAAGGCAUUGUAAAUUUAAUCAAUGCAUGUUGGGAUUUCGAUCCAGAGAAACGUCCUGCUUGUCCAGAGAUAUUGGAAACACUUCAGAAUCUAGAACGUACUUAUCAGGACAACAAAAAGAAAUGGGAUAAAGUUAGAGAGAAAUUAAAGAGAACCUAA
This is a messenger RNA of Heterostelium album PN500, 4377 nucleotides long. RefSeq lists its product as uncharacterized. NCBI's taxonomy places the organism in Eukaryota, Evosea, Eumycetozoa, Acytosteliales, Acytosteliaceae. The transcript is spliced from 4 exons. Gene Ontology annotation, molecular function: ATP binding; protein kinase activity. The record is from RefSeq and is a predicted model, not a curated record. Gene Ontology annotation, biological process: protein phosphorylation. Bases 1 to 4377 code for a protein of 1458 amino acids.